Molecule: messenger RNA, 1201 nt
Organism: Cololabis saira (Pacific saury)
Lineage: Eukaryota; Metazoa; Chordata; Actinopteri; Beloniformes; Belonidae
Product: noggin-like
Exons: 1
Coding region: 251-952 (233 amino acids)
Biological process (GO): negative regulation of cell differentiation; osteoblast differentiation; dorsal/ventral pattern formation
Source: RefSeq, a predicted model, not a curated record
UAAAACGCAGGCGGCGGUUCUUGCGCCGAGCGCAGUUCCGCGGAGGAGACGACUGGAGCAUCAUGCCGAGCCGCAGCUGCUCCCCACAACAGGCUCCCACUGAUGCGGAUCUUUCUUUUUUCACGUCGCAGAUUUUCACAAUGGGACAGUGAACUUUGAGGGAACCUUUUGCAGCUUUUGGAUACGGUGCUCACGCGUAAUUACGCACCAGAACGAGCUCCGGGCGCGCUGUUCCUGCACCUUUUCUGACAUGGAUCAGCCUCCCCAGAGCGCAGCCUUAUACCUGCUCAUGCUGUCUCUCGGGCUGCUGGUGGACAGGGGGAUCGGCCAGCACUACUACCUUCUCCGACCCAUCCCGAGCGACAGUCUGCCGCUGGUGGAGUUAAAAGAGGACCCGGACCCGGUGUUCGACCCGCGGGAGCGGGACCUGAACGAGACCGAGCUGAGGAGCAUCCUCGGGGACUUUGACAGCCGCUUUCUCUCCGUUUCUCCGCCCGCGGAGGACAAGCAGCAGCAGGGGAUGACAAGCAACGACGAGCUGGACUUGGACUUUGACGCGCUGCAGCAGAGCCAGAACCAGAAAGGCGGAAUCCUGCCCAAGGAGAUCCGCGCCGUGGACUUCGACUUCGUGCAGUUCGGGAGGAAACACAAGCCCAGCAAGAAGCUGAAGCGGCGGCUCCAGCAGUGGCUGUGGGCCUACUCCUUCUGCCCGGUGUCGUACACGUGGACCGACCUGGGGACGCGCUUCUGGCCGCGGUUCGUGCGCGCCGGCAGCUGCUCCAGUAAGAGGUCGUGCUCCGUGCCGGAGGGGAUGACGUGCAAACCCGCCAACUCCAGCCACCUGACGCUGCUCCGGUGGCGCUGCGUGCAGAGGAAGGGCGGGCUCAAGUGCGCCUGGAUCCCGGUGCAGUACCCGGUCAUCACCGACUGCAAAUGCUCCUGCUCCAGCUAGAGGAAAGGAAAAGACACUAUGGACGGAAAUGAUAAACUCCUUUUUAUAACUUUGAUUUGUUUCCAACUCCGGAGCGGAGGAAUGUAUUUUUCUGUAUAUGCGCUGUAAACGCCGAUGCUGGUUUUAUAUAUAUUUCCCCAUGUACAAAGUCAGUAUUAUUUGUAACCAGAGUCUACUUUAUUUGUGGAGAAUAUCUGUUUUUUUUAUAUAUUUUUUUGUAUUUAUGGAGAUGUUGGCGCGCGGGAGCCG